Messenger RNA from Cotesia congregata, 531 nucleotides. NCBI's taxonomy places the organism in Eukaryota, Metazoa, Arthropoda, Insecta, Hymenoptera, Braconidae. The record is from the annotation of a GenBank genome assembly.
AUGGCACAACCAACGAGCAGCGCUUUGCGAGCACUUGCUAUGGAGUACAAAAGUCUUCAAGAAGAGCCAGUUGAGGGUUUUCGUGUUAAACUCGUUAACGAGGACAACAUGUUCGAGUGGGAAGCACAUAUGAAAUUCCCGCCAGAUUAUCCGUACAGCCCACCGAGUAUUCGCUUUAUGACAAAAGUCUGGCAUCCAAACGUAUAUGAGAAUGGAGACUUGUGUAUUUCUAUUUUACAUCCACCAGUCGAUGAUCCACAAAGUGGAGAAUUACCAUGUGAAAGGUGGAAUCCAACUCAGAAUGUCAGGAAACAAGCGCAGGCAGCUAAAGUGGAAGCCGAAAAAGAAGGUAUUGUAGUUCCGCUCACACUUGAAGAUUAUUGCAUAAAAACCCGCGCAAGGCCAGCAGAGCAGCCCUUAGAUAUGACAGACUUUUAUGAUGAUGAGUAUGAGUUGGAUGAUGAUGACGACGAGGAGCACAGCGCUGGUGAAUACGGAGACGAUGAUGAUAGUGGCAAUGGUGAAUCGUGA